AUGAGAGCUCAUCUCGUGGUCGCUGCCAGCUGGAUCAGCAGCAUUGGCUUCGCCAGCGGCAUUGAAUUCCCAAGCAAUGCGACGGAGAUAUUUGGCCCCUUUGUUCGUGACAAUGGCACGCUUUCAGCCUGGAUGUCAACAUACCCGGACGAGACGCUCCUGACGCAAAUCAACAUCCCAGGAACGCACGAUUCGGCAACUUGGAACUACACACAAGCUACCCAAGAUGCCCUGGCCAAUAUCACGGCAGGCGAUGGAGAGCCCAUGUACCCACCCGAGGUCUUCCGCUGCCAGAGCGCCAGUAUCAUGGAUUCCCUGAGCGCCGGUGUACGUUUCUUUGACCUGCGCUUUGCCUUGGACCCUGCCGGCACCAAGCUCGUCUUCUGGCACUCGCAAGCCCUCAUGUCCGAACGCGCGACGGUAGAGGACGUGGUCACUGCUUUCUACUACUGGCUGGACUUGCAUCCCUCAGAGACGGUGAUUCUUUCGUUCCAAUACGAAACCUCCACAACCGCCAAUGCAACUUUCGAUGCGACGGUGCAGCAGUUGAUAUUUGACAUCCUCAACUCGACCACUGCGGCCGAGUAUAUCGAUCAAACGCACGAUUAUCUGCCCACGCUUGGCGAAGCACGUGGCAAGGCUGUGCUCUUCAAGCGCUUCGACCUGGACGAACUUCCAGAGGAGUACGAAGCUGCGUUGCCUGGCCUGCAUUUGUCUCCGAGCUUGUGGACGGAUGACAGCAGAGACAUAUCCCUCACAUACAACACCGUGAUGAACUUGACCGCUUACAUCGAGGACUAUUACGAGCCGGACGAUUUGGGCGACAGUUCCACGGCAGCGGCCAACAUAGCUGCCAAGGUGAAUGCCACGGCUUCGCAUCUGGUGAAGGCGACCUCGGGCUCUUCCGACUAUGAUCGAAGCUUGUUUAUCACGUUCGCAUCAGCAGAGCACAAUACUGCACUUCCAGUGGCAGUGACGCCUCAGAUAAUGGCUCUUGGGACUGGCAAUUCAUCCACACCUCUGGGUGGAGUCAACCAGCAAAUUCUCCCGGUAAUCCAGAGUUUGAAGGGGGAAAGAAUGGGGAUUGUUGUUGUGGACUUCUGGGAUGAGCCCGGAGACCUGAUUGAAAGUAUCUUGUCCUAG
Messenger RNA from Diaporthe amygdali, 1143 nucleotides. Its product is annotated as 1-phosphatidylinositol phosphodiesterase. Gene Ontology annotation, biological process: lipid metabolic process. The coding region runs from base 1 to 1143 and encodes 380 amino acids. NCBI's taxonomy places the organism in Eukaryota, Fungi, Ascomycota, Sordariomycetes, Diaporthales, Diaporthaceae. The record is from RefSeq and is a predicted model, not a curated record. Gene Ontology annotation, molecular function: phosphoric diester hydrolase activity. The transcript has a single exon.